AUGUUCUCGCUCGCAGACAACGUGUUCUGGCCGCAUGGCUUUCCCAUCUUCGACUUCAGCUUGGUCUUCGAGGAGAGUAUCCUCCAGAUCCUACCAUCGAGCUCGUUCAUCUUGUUUGGCCCUGCCAUUAUUCUGCAUUACCGUCAGACCAAUGCCCGUAUUCGUCAGAACAAAUUGCUAUGGACAAAAGUGGGUGUCACCUUUGUCCUGUGUGUUUUGGAGCUUGUCAGCGUGGUAUUGCGCUGUCUAUCGACGACUCGUACGGAUACAACGGACGCGGCUGCAGUGCUCGAACUUGUUGCCGCUGUGACUAUCGCUGCUGUGGUGUAUGUUGAGCACCGACAUGCGAUCAGAACCUCGACACUGCUCGGCCUCUAUCUUGCGAUAGGCACUCUCAUAGACGGGACCAAGAGUCGCUCAUACUUCAAGCGCGAUCUGACUACCUCUGGGGCUGUUGCGGCAGCUACUUGCGCCGUGCGACUUGCCUUGGUAAUCCUCGAGGAAAUACCGAAAACGAACCUCAUCAUUGACCCCAAGCUUCGCACUCUAUCUGAGGGCGAAGCUACUAGUGGGUUUUUUAGUAGACUGUUUUUCCUUUUCCUUCAGCCAAUGAUGCGCACUGGAUAUCGAGGCGUACUUGCCAUGGACGACAUGAGCAACCUCGGUAUUGAGUUCGCUGCGAGGAACCUCUUCUACAGUCUAUCAGGCUACUGGCCAACUUCAAGAAGAACGUCGAAGAACUCUCUGUUUCUUUCCUGCUGCUAUAUGUUCAAAUGGUCCAUUCUCCUCAUUGCCAUUCCUCGGCUACUUCUCACCGGCUGCAUGUUCGCCCAACCGUUCGUCAUGUCUGACGUGAUUAGCUCCAUCCAAAGGCCAGAUGACGACGAGAAAGGCGGCCUUGUUGGAGCGACGGUGUUGUCAUUCGGAGGAGCUGCAAUAUUUCGGGUAACUACUACGCAUUUAAAAAAUCGCCUGGUCACUCGAGCGCGUGGCGCUUUGAUGUCUCAAGUCUAUGAUAAGUCAUUUCGUCUGAAGACUUCUGAAGCAAAAAAGCAAGCGGGAAUAACUCUGAUGAGUGCCGAUUUCGAGAACAUCGCCGCCGGCAUCCCCAAUUGCAUCGAAAUUCCAUUUGCAAUUAUCGAAUCGGGCCUCGGGAUGUAUUUCCUAGCCCGCUUCAUUCACCAGUCCUGCCUGGUCCUGUUUGCUCCGCUCAUCAUAACCCUCGCCAUGGGUUACAUCUUUGGAAAAUACUCCUCGUCAGCUAUGAUGUACUGGAAUGAACACAUUCAAGUGAGAGUGGCAAAAACUUCACAAGUCCUCGCGCAGCUUCCAGCAAUCAAAUGCCUUGGCCUUGGCCCCAAAAUUGCGCAAUUCGUUCAAGAUCUCCGAGUUGUUGAGACCAUUGCAUCAAGGAGAUUCCGCCGCGUCCACGCGCUAUCAACCGGAGCGGCUGUUGUGGUUGAUAGAAUGACGCCUGUACUUGUCGUCGUGACCGGGGUAUACACCGGUAUGUUUGGAGAUACGAUCGAUGCGGAAAUCCUUUAUCCUACCCUGGGUAUCGUGACGCUGGUGCAAUCGCCACUCGCAAGUCUCUUAAGAAUUUACCCAUCGGCCAUGUCGAUGCUGGGGUGCUUUGAGAGAUUUCAGAAAUUCCUAUGUCAAGAUGAACAUCAAGACAUGCGUACAAUCUAUCGCACAUGCCCUAACACAUCGCAAGAAAAUGAAAAGGAAUCAUCUUCUGGAAUACGAGUUACCCCAGAGAGCUCCGGUGCGCAGACGACAUUCCCUGUGUUCUGCUUUGAGAAGGCCACUCUUGCUCCCCGUGGAUCAGACGAGGCAGUUCUCUCAAAUGUAGACUUCUCUAUCGAGAAUGGGACCGUCACGUCGAUGUUCGGCCCUACAGGUUCUGGAAAGACGACCUUUGCUGAGAGCAUGCUGGGCGAAGCGGAAGUUCUCGAAGGGAAAAUCUACGUCGAUGGAACAGUUGGGGCUAUAGCUGUCUGCGGUCAAGAGGCAUACCUACCAAACGACACGGUUCGUGCCUGCAUCGUUGGUGCCUGCAAGUAUGAGCCCGCUUGGUUCAAUACGGUCAUCACAUACUGUAAGCUGCUUGAGGACCUCAAGCGACUGCCGAACGGCGAGCACUAUGUCAUUGGCAGCGGUGGCAUUGCUCUGAGUGGCGGACAGCGCCAACGGAUUGGAAUUGCCCGAGCUGUGUACGCGCGAACUGAGGCGAUCAUCUUCGAUGAUGUAUUCAGUGCUCUCGAUAAGCGAACAGCUAUUGAGAUCCUGUCUAACCUCUGCGGUAGAGGGGGCCUCCUUCGGCAGCUGAAUUGUACAGUGGUGCUCUCUAGCUACUUACCAGAGUGCAUCGAUGUUGCCGACAACCUUCUCCUCUUUGACGGCAAUGGGAAUAUCUCGUUCGAGAAGUGUCAAUCUAAUGGCAAAGUGCAGAAGCAGGUCGCUUGCCUUAUCCGCCAAGGCUUUCUGGGAGAAGAAGAGGACCUUCCGGUCGAGGAAGCGCCCACCCUGAACCAGCUUAAGCAUGAACCAGGCCCACCAAAUGCUGGUGUUCAACGUGAGAAUGACUCGCGCCGAAAGGGCAGCAAGAGUCUAUAUCUUCUCUGGAUCGAUACAAUUGGGCGCGUAUCAAUGUUCGUUUUCACUCUUUUGCUCUUCUUGAUGGCACUGGCCGAGUCUUUCUCGCCCAUUUAUUUGAGGCUUUGGAUCGACUUUGCCCCAGGGAACAGGAAGUUCCUUAUCGGAUACGCCUUGAUAUCUGCGAGCGCCGGUGUGCUCUCGAGUCUCUGUUUGUACAGCAUGUUCAUCAAAUUAGCACCGCGUGCUUCUAUUGGGCUACAUGAGCGACUCACAAGUGUGGUAACACGAGCUACGCUGGGGUUUUUAAGCUCUACUGACUCGGGAUCUCUCUUGAAUCGAUACAGUGAAGACAUGGAAGGAUUAUCCAAGCGUGUACCGGCCAAGGUGUACUCAGUGCUUUACUUUUCAUUCGCUGUGCUGAUAAACAUUGGAGCCAUCCUCGCGGGCGCAACAUACAUGUCAGCGAUCUUGCCUGUGGUCUUUGGCUUCCUUUUCUUCAUACAGAGGUACUACCUUCGCACGUCUCGCCAGCUUCGACUUCUCGAGAUUGAAGCCAAAGCGCCCCUGGUCAGAUCCCUGCGUGACAUUGGCACCGGCAUUGUCUAUAUACGCGCAUUUCGCACGCAAGAACAUGACUUUGCGCGUUGCUUGUACAUCCUGGACCAAUCGCAAAAGCCAUAUUACUUCCUUCUGGCUUCGCAAGCAUUCCUUUCGCUUAUGCUAGACCUUGUUGUCGCAUUAAUGGCACUCACACUGUCAGUCCUUGCACUCUAUGUAAAGGACUCAACCUCGGCGAAUGCUGCAGGUCUUGCAUUCCUGAACCUCAUCACUCUCGGUACUGGUUUCAACAUGGUCAUCAAUGCUUGGACUGCGAUGGAAAUUUCGGUUGGCUCUCUAGCGAGGUUGCGAAACUUUAUGAGAGAUACCCCCACGGAGAAGAAGGUAGGAGAGACGAACCUGCCAGAAAACUGGCCUUCCCGGGGCGAGGUCAUUUUCCAAGAUGUUGUCGCUCGCUACAAAGUAGAUGACGGUAGCCAAGAGCCCGACGUUCUUCGACAAAUAGAACUCUUCAUUGAGCCCGGAAAGAAGAUUGGCGUCAUGGGACGCACUGGCAGCGGCAAGUCUUCUCUCCUGUACGCAAUCCUUGGGUUCUUGGAGUACGACGGCACUAUUAGCAUCGACGGCAUCGACGUCAAAACUGCUGAUCCUGAUGAGCUUCGCUCCCGCAUUAUAACCAUUACUCAAGAGUUGGUCGAACUGGACGGGACAGUUCGAGAUAACCUGCUUCCAUACGACAAGUCUUGGGGCGAGACAAAGCCGGCCAAGCUGGACGUGGACCAGCAGGCAGAAGCCGAGAGGAGAGACCAAAUUGUCCGAGAGACUCUAAUAAGGCUGCGGAUUUGGGACCGACUUCCUCGCAAAGGUGGCCUGGAUGCCGUGCUGGAGGAGGUCGGAUACUCGUACGGAGAGAAACAAUUGCUAUGUAUCGCAAGAGCAGUCGUGCGCAGGCGCUUGACAGGCAGCAAGCUCGUGCUGGUCGAUGAGGCGACGGCAAAUGUGGACACCUGGCGAGAUCAAAUCGUGCGGGAAAUGAUGGUGGAGUAUUUUCGAGGUUGUACGAUCAUUGUGGUCGCGCAUCGUGAAGAAACUAUCGCCGACACCAAUCGCACACUGCACAUGGCGGGUGGCCAGAUUGAGCAUGUGGACGACUGGGAUAACUACCAAGGCUAG
Molecule: messenger RNA, 4332 nt
Organism: Akanthomyces muscarius
Lineage: Eukaryota; Fungi; Ascomycota; Sordariomycetes; Hypocreales; Cordycipitaceae
Exons: 2
Coding region: 1-4332 (1443 amino acids)
Biological process (GO): transmembrane transport
Cellular component (GO): membrane
Molecular function (GO): ATP hydrolysis activity; ABC-type transporter activity; ATP binding
Source: RefSeq, a predicted model, not a curated record